AUGACACCUGUUUCGGAUCUCAGGCGAAAGUCUUUGAUGCCCGAACCGCACGUGACUAGGAGCAGGUCGGACACUAGUUCCGAUGGACUGGCUUCGGUUUUUUGUGAACACUCGCGAACAAGUGGCCGCAGGUCAAGCGAAUGGGCCGCAAACGAUAAAAUGGUUCUGCGGCCCCUCCAGCUCAGCGAGAGCCAGGACUUCGGGGGUCUCCUGAUGCGGAGAAUGUCAAAGGUGUCUCCAAAAGGAACUUCCGCUCCUUCGGAAGGCGUCUCCAGAUCUUAUUCCGUGAAGUCCGUGAAGAAGAUAGCGGAGGCGAGGCAGAGGCACAGGGGGUCGAGCAUCCCCAGUGAAGGGACCCACACGGGAGCAAAAGUCAAAGAGAGAACAGUUUCUAACAGAUCCCUACCGCUUCCAGGAGACGAGUCGGAGUAUUACACGAGGCUACGGAACUUCAGUGUGACCUCGAAGGGGGUGGUCAACCGUGGAGACUCCUUCCGUUCCAAGUCCAGCCCCCAGGUUUCAGUAUUAGAGUCAACGGGAUCCGAGACCAUCCCCGAGUCCAAAACAGCCCCUCUGCAAUCCCCUGAAGAAGAACAGCCCCUGCAGCGCAAGGGCCGCUCCUUCAGAGUCCUACUCCUUGGAAGCCCCGGUGUGGGAAAGACGGCCCUCAGAAAACAGUUCAUGACUUCGGAAUAUAUUUGUGCCUAUGAUCUCGCUCAUGAUCAAGACAUCGACAGAGCUAUAACAGUAGUUCUCAACAACGAAGAAUCACAAAUGGAAUUCGAAGAGGAGACUUUUCAUGGCGGAAACGUAAUAUACUGCUGCUGCUGCCCGGAUUCCGAAUCUGAUGCCUUUUUGGUCGUAUACUCCGUGACGGAUCGACGUACUUUCUCCCAAGCCCGGCAGAUUCUGUCUCAAGUGGAACAGCAUGCGGAAAGAAAGGCCGUCAUUCUGGUGGGCAACAAAACGGACCUUGCGCGCCUCAGAAUGGUCACUACCGAAGAGGGUAGAUCUCUUGCCAAGGAACGUGGUUGCAAAUUCAUCGAAACAUCCGUGGCCAUUAACCACCAAGUAGAUGAACUUCUCGUCGGGGCACUUGCCCAGAUCCGAAUGAAGGCGAAAGUGGCCGACAAGCUCCGAAAGAAGCGCGAGUCCCAAGGAACCAAUAGGAGAGGUUCAAUUUACUCAGCAUCCAAGGCUUCUGGGGUUCUUAAAAAGAUACUUAGAAGGGCGUGUAUGAAAUCCAAAUCCUGCGACAACCUUCACGUGCUAUGA
Molecule: messenger RNA, 1275 nt
Organism: Uloborus diversus
Lineage: Eukaryota; Metazoa; Arthropoda; Arachnida; Araneae; Uloboridae
Product: GTP-binding protein RAD-like
Exons: 5
Coding region: 1-1275 (424 amino acids)
Cellular component (GO): plasma membrane
Molecular function (GO): GTP binding; GTPase activity; calcium channel regulator activity
Source: RefSeq, a predicted model, not a curated record